Clonostachys solani is the source of this 1563-nucleotide messenger RNA. Lineage: Eukaryota; Fungi; Ascomycota; Sordariomycetes; Hypocreales; Bionectriaceae. The record is from the annotation of a GenBank genome assembly.
AUGGCAUCUUAUUUUCCGGACAAUUUAGGCUACCCCCGCGUCGAGCCAUCUCUAUCCAGGCAGUCUACAGGUGGUGGUGAAGGAUCCUCUCGCAGGAGUUCCAGUCGAAAGUCGACAUCGACACCAAAGCCCAGCGUCGCCUCACCGAGCGGGAGAAGAUCAGUAUACGACUUGAAGGAACAAGAGAGGUGUGUCAUGCUAAAGGGCAAGACAUUCCCGGUCAUUGUGAAUGUAAAUAACCACUCCUACCGGCACAUAAUAGAAUCUGGGGAACAGAAACCCACGGGAGGGGUGCUCAUCCCUGAAAAUUACCGCCCCAUAGGUCCAAGGCAGUAUCAUUGCCCAGUGAGGGGCUGUGAGAAAGUCUACGAGAAGGUUACCGGGCUUGGUGGCCACUUCUCCAUGGCCCAUAACACAACUGCCUUCAACGAUAACCGUGACGGGACAUUAUCGUCUCUUGGACCUUACGAGACUGAAGCCAUGGUCAACUCCUUCCCAGGUGUGAUUGUCUCGCGGAAUCCCAACACAAUCGUACCACCACCUGUUCAAGGGCAAACACCUGUCUAUCCUCCGAAACCAAUUUCGGUUCCCCCUCCCCGUCAACCAAGCGAUUACCUAAGAAACCUUCUCUCCCCAAAACAGCGGGCUUAUAACCGGGAGGACAUUCUGUUCAUGCUGUCACUCCCCCAGCUUCGUGAGCUGCCAAAAAUCUGGACCCUUCAUCUUGCGACUAAGUAUAUUUCUGAGGGUCUAUACGCUAUAAUCCUGGCCUUCAUCGUCGGGGAGGAUGUCUCUGCAACAAACAAGUGUACGCAUUCUGGAGAGAUAAAUCAGUCUAUCAGAAUACCUCCGGGGAUGCCAAAGGCGGCAAAAGCUCAACUAACCCGUGUCGAGUCUUGUGUAAGCUGCCUCUAUUAUAACUACGGUCGCCACUUAAACCCAGCAACCUGCAGCUGGACGCCUGCUCACGAAUUCCACAUGCUGGGCCUAUCCCAAUCGAUAGAGGGCAGGUCAAGGUCUGCCGAUAGCACACGAGGCCUGCAAAGCGUCAGUUUGAAGGAUGAGGAAUCUGUGUCACAGUCUAGCGCGUCAGGAGAGGCGAGCAACGAAGAGGAUGAGGAGGAACCCAAACCGGAAUCACCUCCUCCUCGGAGGGCUACGAGAAAACAAGCCGCCAAGAGCAGGAAUGAUACAUCAAAAAUGGAAGACUGGGAGUUUGCCCCAGGUAGACAACUUGACGAGAAAACCGCGGAACCUUUCGCAUUUUCUGGUCCGUACGUGACCAGCCAAAACGCAAUACAAGUCGCAGAAGACAUAGGCUUCCACCGCCUGCGAAUACCACCUGGGGGGACUCAGCAUUGGAGCGCCAAGAAGGAUGUUUUGCGGACUUGCGAAGUAAUAUCGGGCAAACUUGAGCUCAAGGUGGGAGAUGUCAAGGCGCAGCCGAUUGGCGCGGGUGGGGUUAUCGUGAUUCGUCCUGGCAUGAAGCUCACGGCCGAAAAUCGACAGUACGAUGAGGCAGUGGUUUCGUGUCAUAAUUUCUCGAAUUACUCGCUUGCGUGA